Messenger RNA from Vitrella brassicaformis, 678 nucleotides. The record is from the annotation of a GenBank genome assembly. Lineage: Eukaryota; Vitrellaceae.
UCAGUCAGGAUGAAACACGGCGGGCACGGCAGUGGAUCUGAAGAACAAACAAAGCCAAGAGAGCAAAGUGCGGUGUGUCUGACUGUCAUGUCCUGGGGCAGUCAGUCAGUCUUGGCUAACCAGUCACUGAGGAUUCGACAGCAGAGUAGCUAAAGCACAAGUGUUAAAGCACCCACCGCAGCAUGCAACACCUGAACCAACCACAGUCACACAGACACGGCCCACACACAUAUCACUUCACUGAGGCAACCAACGUACGUGCAGAUCACUUCUCUCUCUUCCCGCCUCCUCGUCUCGCGAGCAGGCUCAGCGCAAUCCUGCCUGGCUUGCCUGUCUUGCCCUGCCCACCAGCUGUCUGGCUCCCCUCCCUGUCUGUUUGUCUGUCUGACCUGCCCCCUUGCAUCCCGUUGCCCUCCCUGCUCACCUCUGGUUGGUACUGAGGAUUGUGUGGGGUUCGGUUGGUACUGCCAGCUCCCCACCGAGUGCAGUCACCAGCACAGUCCCCAAUGAGAAGUCAUAUAAUCUUUCAGCUCGCACCGCCUGCGAUCUUUGAGCAAAGAAGGAGAGAAUGCCUCUCUCUUCAUCUCGGCGCCGAGCCGCAGUGACGUUUCUGAUCUGUCUAUCUUUGAAGCGCUUCGUCGAUCUGACUGCACUCCUUCUCCACACUGAUCUCCGCAU